GUGCAGCAGUUUUGCUGUCUAAAACAGGAGACAUGUCUCCUAAACAGAAAUUGCUCCUUGAUAACUAUUUAUCCCCUGUGGAGUUUGGGUCAUGUACAGUGUGGUGAAGUGGGGUCACCACAUGUAAUAUAAUGCUCAAAAAUACCAAAGUGGCCAUAUCCUGGGCAAAGUUACAGGCUUUAUUCCUCUAAAUCCUGAGAAAUUUGUGAAAUAAACUUCUGCCUCAAAGGUAUCUCCAGUGUGAUGCCUUAGCCUUCUGCAUAAUCUUGCAACCAUCUUGUGCUAUUUCCCGUGAGUUUGGUAUUGACAAAUGUUGGGCCCUAAUUGCAGCUCCACGCAGACAAAGGACCCUUCCAGCCCAGCGUCCCACAUCCAUCAGCGUUCCAAAGGUAAUGCUUAGGCACAAGUAUGAGAACAGGUGAAGUAUAUCAUGGUGAUUCCCAAGGACAGGAUAUUUCUCUAAGCCAUACAUGUGUCUUCAUGGCUCCUGUAGUAGUCAGGUCCUGAAGCAGUAAGCAAAAACCUCAGCAAUGCUAUUCCAAAGCUAGCUAUUAAAAAACUCCAUCAUUGGCACUAAACUUCCAAUUUUACCUAAAUUAUGGGGCAAACUUCUGCAGCAAUCUGUCUCCAAGACUGCAACUGUGUUUGAGGCAAGAGGAGGUGUUAGUCUCCAUGGCUCUGCAAGACAUUGCACCAUGGGGUAAAUGUCUUUUUGGCCUUAGCUCAAGUGCUCUUUGUUUGGCAUCUUAAUUCCAGCAUGCCAGAUGAAAGGCAGCACUACCCUGCCUAAUUUGUACUCAUUACAAUCUUUCUUCAUCUAUAAUACCAUUAUCUUUAAUCCUGUCACAAUUGUAUUUUCCAUACUUCUGUCAUCUGACUACUGAUGCCUAGAAGAGAUAAGCAGAGCGUUGUGCCAGUCCUUGCUGUUAUCUUGCAGACAGAGGGAUCUGAGAGAGGCCCGUGCCUGCUGCCCACAGCCCAGCGAUGAGCGAGACCCCGGCCGCCAAUCUCAACACGGGCGAUGCUCCCACCGGCCCCACCACACCGCGCAAGGGGCCCCCCAAGUUCAAGCAGAGGCAGACAAGGCAGUUCAAGAGCAAGCCCCCCAAAAAAGGAGUAAGAGGGUUUGGAGAUGACAUCCCAGGCAUGGAGGGGCUGGGCACAGAUAUCACCGUGAUUUGCCCAUGGGAAGCUUUCAGCCAUCUGGAACUGCACGAGCUGGCCCAGUUCGGGAUCAUCUAAGGUGCCAGCAUCUCUGCUCGUGUCACCUGGUGACUCCACAGAUCCCAGCAUGGUCUUUACCACCUUUGACACUUACUUUUGGCCCUUGCAUCCGCUUGCUUAUGGGCAAGGUGGUUUUGUAAGAGCUAGUUAUGAGAAACUUAACUUUGCAGGUUAAUUUGGCAAAGAAGUUAUUUGGGACCCUGAGCAGACCUCAUGUUCCAUGUGAUGAAACUACUGAAAAAUGUCUUAAUGUCUCCCUGCACCAUAUUCUUUCUUCUCUCACUGUCAUAGGUCUUCAAUGUUUAUGGCGAUACAGGGAGGCUGUAUCUGAACUUUUUCCCUGAUUAGCUGAGAUAUUGUGUGCAUGUAUGUCCAGACAGAAUUAAAUCAGCCUGUUCUGUUUUCUUCCUUCCCUCCCUUUCUUCAGCUUUCUAUAUAGAAUUUCCAUGGGUAGGUCCCCGUGUUAUUUGGGCCACCUAUUAUUUGCUCAGAGUACAUCUGUAGAGAGCAGCAUUAGAGUCACACCAGUCCAGACAUUAGGCUGUUUUCCAUAGGAGAUCCUUCCCCAGCAGCUUCCAUGAGGAACGUGCUGCUAAGAUUUACCUCAUCAGCAAAUGGGGAAAAGGGCUUGCAAAUUCUGUCUCUGCUGUGCUGCCCACAGGCUAUGAACCAUGAGAGUCUGGCUGUUCUCAUUAUGUUAAAUGAAAAUGUGUGCAUCUGAGAUCAAUAGCUAAGUGAAUUAAUCCUAUUAUUCAUUCCUUUGUGGUUGCAGUUCCAAAGAAGCAGCCCUCCAAAUGAUGCUGUAUUUCCUCUCCUUUGAUGGGAAGCCCUGUGUGACACCUGUCCCCAUGCCAAUACAUAUUUACAUGAGACAUUUGCUCCCCAGGACAUGCUUGCUGCUUAUUAAGACAGAAUCCUUAUGAUCUGUCACCAGGCUGUGCCAGCAGUCCUGCCACAUGCAGCAGAAAAUGAUAUUGCUGUAAUUGCUCUCUCUUCCCUGUAUUUAGCGUAGGACAAGUCUCCCUUCACCCUGCCCCUCAUAAGUAGGAAGGCUUUUCUCUCUUCAUUCCCUGGCAAUUUCAGUCUCUGGAGCUUGUUUGGACAAGCAGGCAAACGGUGUCCCCAGAGAGAAGUAAGAGCAGAGCAGGGAGGGAGGCAGGGGAAGGGCGGGAUGUGUACAUGCAGACAAGCACAGAGAAAUCCACUUAACCCCAUCGAUCUGUGUCUGCUGCUCUCUGGCAGUGAGUGCUGCCCUGUGGUGAGGCACCCACAGCCACUCAAACGUUCAGGGAAGGCACCGAGAUCCCCUGGCAUUAGGGAAGGGCUUUUGGCUUGUUUGCAGGCAAGGAGCAAGUUUGUUGUAGCUACAUAGUAUUCAUGAGAGGAGGUGGAAUUUUUAGUCAUUGCUUUUAGCUUAAGAAGCCUCAUUGCAUAAGAACUGCCUUCCCCUAUCUUAUCUUUCCUAGGCUGAACAUGUUCAUGGGAGCAAGGAGUGAUUGUGGAGAGGAGAGCAAAUCCCUUCUAAAUGAUUGAUCCCCACGCAAAAAGCAUUGAUAUAAAUCCAUGGUGGUGCCAUAGUUAUCUGCUACUGUUAUUCCAGAAAUAAAAGCUCGCAGUUUUCAGUUAAAAUAUAGCUGGGGCACCAAAGCUAAAGGGAAUGAAUUCCUGUUGGCAGUCCAGAGUACAGCCUUUAUUAUCCAGCCCUGCUGCCGUUAGACGCAGCAGUGAGCGUGGAGCGUUCAGAGCCGCAGCGCCAUCGCAGCGCAGAGCCCUGUACCACUUAGCUAAUUGCAACCCACAGCUAUUUCCUUGGCCAGAGGCACUCUGUCCUUUCCACCUGCUUCCAGCUUCUCCUGCCUUUCUCACCUUCUAAUGCUUUUCUUCUUUCCCUAAAUGUUCUUUAUAUAAAUGACCUUUUACUUAGCUUUUACUAUAGGGAACUGAUUUCUUUUUUUUUUCAAGCUCCUGUACUAGCCCUCUCCUUCUGCAUUUAAAUGUGAAUGCUUGUAUGGCAAUACUCUCAUGCUCUCCCUCCCAUUAUGCCAUCCUGUUACAUAUGAUCCUUUUUCCACCUUCUCAGUCUGUCCUCUUCUCUCUGGGAAAAGACCCAUUAGAUCCAGUUUUAAAUCUUUCAAGCUGGCUGCCUCUAUUUUAGUUGAGUUUUCCCUUUUUUAAACUCGACAAAAACAAGAGAAGGAAAUUCUAAUUCAUCAUUUUGCUCCCUUUUCGUCCCAGACCUUGGGAAAACAGUCCACAGACAGUGAGAUACCUUGUCAGAAAAAACUGGGGUAAAAGCAAAAUUCUCCUUAGUCCAGGGAUUGAGGUUUUUAGCAAAUCAGGUCCUGGUGUAGUUCCCCACCUGAUUGCCACAGCCCCAGUUCCCUUCAGAGAACUUCCCCAUUCUCCUUCCUGGAGGAGUCCAGCAGGAAUGCACACACAACCCAGUUCUCAUACCUAGCUGAUGAGCUGUAUCAGAAGACGGGUGUUUUGAGCCAACACAGUUUGUUAGUUAUUUUAAAAAUCAUUUCUAUUCAUUAAUAGGAAUCACAUUCAUUCCUUUACUUGUAAGGAAUUUUGAGGCUUAGAAGAAGAGUCUUAAAACACACUCAUGGUUGCUUUUCCUGAGGUUCUGAGUUUUUUCUAAUGAGCCAUAGUUCCUGAAACUUCCAUUUUUCAGUGAGAGAUGGCUAUGGUGCAAGAAAGCAAAUGUGUUAAAGCAGCUUGUUGAAGGACUUCACUCUAUAUGCAUUGUAAUACAUUAUUCUCUGUUAUUUUACUAUAAAAACAUGUCAAAAGGAAUAAAAAUUAAUAAAAAAUGUUUUAAAAAUCUUAAGAAUGUAGUCUGACUUGCUUGCAAAAUAUAGCCAGGGAAAGGCAGAUGACUUAGCUUUUCUUUCUGAAAUCCUUUCCUUUCCUGGGGAAAGCCCUGAAAGUCACUUAUCAUGUCUCAUUAGAGAAAAACAGCUAUUUAUCUCCAAACAAUAGGCAAUAAAGACUGACUGUGAUAUCAUCUGAGAAGCAGUUUUUUCCUGAGUGAUGACUGGUAUAUUCUCCCAAAAGUGUUGCACAUGGUUUCCUUCAGGCUGAAAUCUUUUGGCCAGCUACAUCUUCUAGGACUCAGUGCCAAUGAAUGUCAGCAUGUUUUCUACCCUAUAGAAAAGAAUUGCUGAGAUGUGAAUGCCACUUAGUUCCUUCUCAGUGCCAUGGCUGCCAGACAGAGCUGCAAACACUCAUCCCCUCUUGCUUCUUUCUGUUGCUGAACUUUCUAGGUGUCCAUAGGGGUUUCAAGUUGGCCAAGUGCAUUCGCCUUCUCGUGUUAUGCUGUCAAAUCUCAGCCUUGGAAGUGUUUUCUUUCACGCCAUCUUUGGAGUUUUUUCCUUGCAACUCGUUACUGGGUGUCCAAUUGAAGGUCUUUUGUCUUUGGAAUGUUCUC
Molecule: messenger RNA, 4657 nt
Organism: Melospiza georgiana
Lineage: Eukaryota; Metazoa; Chordata; Aves; Passeriformes; Passerellidae
Gene: PDE6H
Product: phosphodiesterase 6H
Exons: 3
Coding region: 985-1242 (85 amino acids)
Biological process (GO): visual perception; positive regulation of G protein-coupled receptor signaling pathway; positive regulation of epidermal growth factor receptor signaling pathway
Cellular component (GO): photoreceptor outer segment membrane
Molecular function (GO): cGMP binding; 3',5'-cyclic-nucleotide phosphodiesterase activity
Source: RefSeq, a predicted model, not a curated record